AUGGCGGCAGGCUUUGAUGUGCAUGGCGGCGUGUGCACUUCAUUUAAGCCGAGUGCAGCUCAAGUGUCUCUGAGGAUGUGCCGUGGAUGGCUGAUGCCAAAGGCCGUCAACAUAAGUCUGUAUCGAAAGUUCAGUGGCUAUAGACCUUUUUUGUAUAAUAUCACAGUGGAUUUUUGUGAUUUUUAUCACCAUAAGGCACGAUAUCCCUGGUUGAAAAUCGGCCACGAAGCGCUUUCAAAGUUUAGCAACCUAAAUCACAGUUGUCCCUAUAAUCAUGACAUAAUUGUAUCGGGAAUGAUUCUCAAUGAUGGAAUGCUACAGAAAACGCCCUUUCCAACUGGAUCCUAUAUGCUUCAAGUCAUUGCUGGCACUCCGGAGUGGCAGGGCAUCACGCAAGUUAUGGUGGAUAUCGUAGAGGUUUAA
This is a messenger RNA of Drosophila kikkawai, 423 nucleotides long. RefSeq lists its product as uncharacterized. Lineage: Eukaryota; Metazoa; Arthropoda; Insecta; Diptera; Drosophilidae. The record is from RefSeq and is a predicted model, not a curated record.